CAAGUUGCCUACAGUUUACAGAUCAGGUUUCUCUCUCUCUCUCUCAUCUUUUAAGGAUAUGGGCCAAGUUGCUUACAGUUUACAGAUCAUGUUUCUCUGUCUUAUUUUUAAACUGAGAUACAAUGAAACAAAACAACAUACAGUAGUUCUCAAUUCUCUCAUAUAUAUUUAGAGGUGCUGACGAGGAUCGGUAACAAUGUAGCUUAUGCUUAAUCCUUUUAAAACAUCUUAAUUAGUAAUAAUUUAUUUAUUAAAAAAGAAAAAAAAAAGUUGCUAAAAUUAGGAGAAAAGGCUGCCUAAAACGUCGGGUUAUUCUAAAGGUCAAUGCCUAAACAGCUAAACCCAAAAUCAAAAAAGCAUCAAACGAAAAGAAUAAAAAUUCAAAAAAUAAAAAAGAGAGAAAAAAAACACAGAGAAAAAUCGAACAUCCCAAAUAUGGAAUUCAGACAGUAGAUUUGUCAUCUCCCUCGUAAAUCCAUCCAACCGGAGUUACGAUCUCUCCCCCUGUAUCGUAACUCCUCUCCGAUCUCGAUCUCGGUCUUGUUCUUCCUCGACACAAAAGGGAAGGAGGAAUAUUAGCAAGUUUUGAUCUGUUGGGUGUUGUUAAAUAAAGUAUCUUUCUUUAUGGUAUCGGAAACUAUAUUACGGAUGAUAGCACCAUGUUGGAAACGACCUUCUGUGAAAGGAGAACAUUCUACGAGAGGAGACGCUAACGGAAGAUGCGAUGGUCUUCUUUGGUAUAAAGAUUCUGGUAACCAUGUCGCUGGAGAUUUCUCAAUGUCUGUGAUCCAAGCUAACAAUCUUCUCGAAGAUCAUAGCAAACUCGAGUCAGGACCCGUUAGUAUGUUCGAUUCGGGUCCUCAAGCUACUUUCGUCGGUGUUUAUGAUGGUCAUGGAGGUCCUGAAGCAGCUCGGUUUGUCAAUAAACACCUCUUCGAUAACAUCCGAAAGUUUACGUCGGAGAAUCAUGGAAUGUCUGCAUCUGUUAUAACGAAAGCGUUUUUAGCUACGGAAGAGGAGUUUCUUUCUCUUGUGCGGCGGCAGUGGCAGACGAAGCCUCAGAUUGCUUCUGUUGGAGCGUGUUGUCUCGUAGGGAUCAUAUGUAGUGGGUCGUUGUACAUUGCUAACGCGGGGGAUUCUCGGGUUGUGUUAGGGAGACUGGAGAAAGCGUUUAAAGCUGUCAAAGCUGUUCAGCUGUCGUCAGAGCAUAAUGCAAGUCUUGAAUCUGUGAGAGAGGAGUUGCGGCUGUUGCAUCCUGAUGAUCCUCAGAUUGUUGUCUUGAAGCACAAAGUGUGGCGUGUCAAAGGUAUUAUACAGGUCUCACGAUCAAUUGGUGAUGCCUACUUAAAGAGAUCAGAGUUCAACCGGGAGCCGUUAUUAGCAAAGUUCAGGGUGCCUGAGGCUUUUCAAACGCCGAUCCUUAGAGCAGAACCUGCGAUUUCAGUACACAAAAUACAUCCAGAGGAUCAGUUUCUUAUAUUUGCAUCAGACGGCUUGUGGGAGCACUUGAGCAAUCAGGAAGCUGUUGACAUUGUGAACACUAACCCUCGUAAUGGGAUUGCGAGGAAGCUGAUAAAAACAGCUCUAAGAGAAGCAGCAAAGAAGAGAGAGAUGAGAUAUUCAGACCUAAAAAAGAUUGAUAGAGGAGUGAGGAGACAUUUUCAUGAUGAUAUAACAGUCAUUGUCGUGUUUCUUGAUUCACAUCUCGUCAGUAAAAGUGUGUCACGACGACCUCUCAUCUCCAUCUCAGGCGGUGGUGACUUGGCUGGUGGACCUUCUUCUACCACUUGACACACUCUCACCACAAUCUAUAUAUAUUCUAUUUACAUAUCCACUUUAUAUAUAUAACACAUUGCAGAGAAACACUUCAAGCUCCUUUUUUCUUUAUAUAUAACAAAAUUUCAUUUUAAUUCAUUUCCAAACAAAAUGAUGAGUUGAGACACAAAUGUAUAGGUCUCUUGGCAAACUGAGUUUAUUAAUUAUUACGAUAAAGAGAUUUAUCAUUUGUUGGAAAGAUUUGAUUUACUGACUG
This is a messenger RNA of Brassica rapa (field mustard), 2032 nucleotides long. RefSeq names its product probable protein phosphatase 2C 38. Gene Ontology annotation, biological process: protein dephosphorylation. NCBI's taxonomy places the organism in Eukaryota, Viridiplantae, Streptophyta, Magnoliopsida, Brassicales, Brassicaceae. The record is from RefSeq and is a predicted model, not a curated record. Gene Ontology annotation, molecular function: cation binding; protein serine/threonine phosphatase activity.